Messenger RNA from Ahaetulla prasina, 2529 nucleotides. RefSeq names its product tRNA selenocysteine 1 associated protein 1 (gene TRNAU1AP). Bases 162 to 1040 code for a protein of 292 amino acids. Gene Ontology annotation, molecular function: tRNA binding. NCBI's taxonomy places the organism in Eukaryota, Metazoa, Chordata, Lepidosauria, Squamata, Colubridae. The transcript has 9 exons. The record is from RefSeq and is a predicted model, not a curated record. Gene Ontology annotation, cellular component: nucleus. Gene Ontology annotation, biological process: selenocysteine incorporation.
GGGAGGGGGGGGAAAGAAAAACCUCGCGCUGAGGGAGAAAAGCGAGGCGGGGGCCGCGGAAACGCGGUGAAGCGGCGGCGGCGGCGGCGGCGGGGUUGAGCGGGGCAGGCUUCCCCGUCGCCCGCCCCUCGGCCCGGCCGCCCUGGAGCGGCGAGAGCAGCAUGGCCGCCAGCCUGUGGAUGGGAGACCUGGAACCCUAUAUGGAUGAGAACUUCAUUUCAAGAGCUUUUGCUACUAUGGGACAACUAGUCCUGAGUGUGAAGAUAAUUCGGAAUAGAUUGACAGGGAUUCCAGCAGGCUAUUGCUUUGUAGAAUUCGCUGAUCUGGCCACAGCAGAGAAAUGUUUACAUAAAAUCAACGGGAAGCCCCUUCCUGGCGCCACCCCUACAAAGCGCUUUAAAUUAAACUAUGCCACAUAUGGGAAGCAGCCUGAUAACAGCCCAGAAUAUUCCCUGUUUGUUGGGGAUCUUUCCCCUGAUGUAGAUGACGGGAUGAUAUAUGAAUUUUUUGUAAAAGUAUACCCAUCAUGUCGGGGUGGAAAAGUGGUCGUGGAUCAGACAGGCGUUUCCAAAGGCUAUGGUUUUGUGAAAUUCUCAGAUGAACUGGAGCAAAAAAGAGCACUGGUAGAGUGCCAGGGGGCUGUCGGCCUUGGUUCUAAGCCGAUACGCUUGAGCGUUGCCAUACCAAAAGCUAAUCGGCUGAAGAUGGUAGAGUACAAUCAGAUGUACAACUAUAACUAUAACCAGUACUAUCAACAGUAUCAGAACUACUAUGCCCAUUGGGGAUACGAUCAAAACACCGGCAGUUACAGCUACAGCUAUCCACAAUAUGGCUACACACAGAAUACCAUGCAGACAUAUGAAGAAGUGGGUGAAGAUGCAUUAGAAGGCUUCCUUCCAUUGGCAGAUCCGAUGCCCCAGACGGAUGUGAGUGAAGCCAACAAGCAGUUUAUGGAGCAGAGCGAAGAACUCUAUGAUGCCUUGAUAGAAUGCCAUUGGCAGCCUUUGGACAGUGUGUCUUCAGAGCUCCAGGCUGCGUAAUUGCCAUGUUGCUGAUAAUGCUCCCUCCGAGCCGUGUGCCAGUGGGCCUUGGAUUCCUGCCAAAGCGCAUGGAAGUUGCAGCUGCAAACGGACUCAUCCCUCUCUCUCCACCAGAUCCUCAAGUCAAGGAUGCAGAGGACAGCUUUGGGUUCUUCCUGGACUUCGUCGAGCAGCAGAGUGUAGCAGAGGAGGAUUGUGGUCACUUCUAUUUGAGAUGAAAUUAGAACUUGGGGACUUAGUUUUACUUCUUCUCCCUUCCCGCCCCCCCUAUUGAUUUUAAGGCAAGACUUGUUUAUCCUAGCCAAGAAGUUCUAAUUUAUGAACUAAAUAAAAGAUGGGAAAUCUUAAUUCCAACUACAAUUUAAAAAAAAGUAUGUUUUACACAAUAAGGUGGGGAAUAUCUGGUGUUCUCCAUAGGGUAAAUGGCAUCAAGAGUCAGAAGCAGGCCCAUCGAACAGUUCCAGGAGUCCUUUCUUUUUCUUUGCUGAAAUAAAUCUCCAUCGAAAUGAUUUUGAAGCAAAACCGCACUAUGAAGUAAAAAAAAAACACCUUUGAGGGAGCAGGAAUUUGGGCAAACGUUUAGCAGUUUCUGAAAGGGGAUACAAAUUCUACAUUUUGAAGCACGUACAGGCAACUUCUAUUUAAAACAAACAGAUAUUCUGUUUUAAUAUGAAGAAGUCUUAAGGCAAUCAGAGAAAUUUUAAUUGUGUACUCCAUAGCUGGAUAAUAUCUUUAUUGGGAGCCACUGAAAGGAUGCAGCAGCGUUUCCCAGGACUUCAAAACUCUGCUAGUAACAAUAGAAAAAGAAAAGAAAAAGAGAAAUAUAAUUCCGCCUCAAAUGAGGUCUGGUAUUUCACUCAUGAGCUGCGCAGUUUGAAGGCAGUGUGAAUAUGAAGAUAAUGAGUUAAAUGCAGUAAUUAUUGACAGACGUUCCUAGUGUCUGAUUACAGGUGAAUUGGAUUGAGAUGGGCAGCUAUAAUGAAUAAAUAAAUAAUCUUGCAUUCAAAGAAUAGAAGUUGCUUCCUUCCGUUUUGAAUACACAGAUGCUGUCCUUUAUAUUAUCUCUGUUAUAAGGUGCAGAGAAGGGUGGGGAUUUUGAAGCUUUGGGCAAUGCUGGGCCAGUUUUAUAAAUUGGCAUUUUUAGCAUCUCUAGGUAGGACUAGAGGCCAUGUCAGCCUGAGAUGUCUUGCUUGUUGCUGUACAAGUUGUAUUGUUAAUAGGACGAUUCCCACGACUACACUGCGUUUAUUGUAGUGAUGAUUAAAGGAAAAUUGCUAAAAGCAAACGGGUGUUAACGUCUCCAGUGGAUGUCCACUUAGUUAAAUUUCUGCAGGGAAAGGAAAAUGUGUGCAUUUAUAGCAGGGCUUAUUUCCGAUUUAGAAAUGAAGAGAAAUUUAUGCAAGUCACUUAAGUCUUACCGGGUAAGAAUAACCUGUAAAAAAUUGUGUACCUGUGGAAUGGAAUAACCAAGUAAACAUAUAUUGAAUUA